AUGGAUACUAAAUAUGAAGAGGAUAAAUCAAAGAAUGGCAGAGGAACAAACGGUUAAACAACGGGGGGCAGAGGGCAGCAUGGAAAUAGCUGGAUUUGUAAUCUAAAACCAUUGCAACCUCACCUUCUCAUCAACUCACUCGAUUUUAAAAGGUAUUGGUGAUUCAUUAUCAUCCCAACCAUUUCAAUCUCAAUCCAUUUUCUUCCUUUUUUUUGCAGUUUCUCUGCUGGCGAUCGUUUUUCUCUUCCAAAAUCCCUCUCAAUAUUGGAUUGGAGUUGAGAGAAAAUGGAGGCGUUGAUUUCUCCUAAAACCACUCAAGAAGUGGUGGGUGAGAUUAUGAAACUUCACAGAUCUUUGCCGGUCCGGCCUGGAAUUGAUGAAGUCGAAGGUGCCAGGGUCCUGAUUAGCAAUGUCGAUAAGGAAUCCCAAAUGAAACUCGAAGCCAUUGAAAGACAAACCAAGAACCAAGGCGUCCCAGAAGAGCUUUCAAAGAUCUUGCUCGAUAUGCAGAGGAAUUUCAUCGCCUUCAAAAGCAAAGAAGACAAGUGGGAAGCCUUGAAAUUGCUGGAAAUUGAAGAUGUCCACUACCUGUUCGACGAAAUGCUUCAAAGAGCUUCGAAGUGCGUUUCUACUCCUUCAACCUCUUCAACCUCUUCACAAACUCCCAAUACCCUUUCCUCUACUUUCCAUUCAGCUUCUACCGCUAAUCAGAACAGAACCUCCGCCGUUCCUUCUGUGUCUGGGAGUAUCAGUACCUCAACCGCCGCCGCCCCUUCAAGCUUGUUAUACAAGUCCGACAAUGGACCUACAAAAACCACCACUCAAUUAUUCUCUCGAGAUGAUAGUUAUGUCCCAAAAGGCAAGCCAGCGGCGUAUAUGGAUGGCUUUGGAGCUAGACCAGGCGUUUCUUCCUCACCCUUUAUUAAAGAUCCAUCCUUAAAACUUGCAAAUUCUUCAGGUAAAGAUGGUGACAAAUAUAACUUGAUGUCUCUGGCUAGUUUCAUUGAGAAAGCAAGGAAGGGCGGCAGUCGAAAGCUUGAUCUCCGGAACAAGCUGAUGAGCCAAGUAGAAUGGCUGCCUGAUACUAUAGGGAAGCUAACCAGUUUGGUGUCUUUAGAUUUGUCUGAGAAUCGUCUUGUGGCUCUACCAGAAGCCAUUGGAGCACUUUCCCAGUUGGAGAAAUUGGAUUUGCAUGCCAAUAGGAUCAGCGAACUUCCUGGCCCUUUCACAGAUCUCACCAGUUUGGUUCAUUUGGACCUCAGGGGAAACCAGUUGGUAUCUCUUCCUGCUGCUUUUGGGAAGCUGAUUCAUCUUGAGGAUAUUGAUCUGAGUUCAAAUUUGCUCACUUCACUUCCUGAAUCCAUUGGUAAUCUUGUGAGGCUGAGAAGAUUGAAUGUGGAGACGAACAAUAUCGAAGAGAUUCCUCAUACGAUUGGUCGGUGUAUAUCGCUCCGGGAGCUGACUGCCGAUUAUAACCGGCUUAAAGCGCUUCCUGAAGCUAUAGGAAAGAUUGAGACACUAGAGAUUUUGUCUGUGCGUUAUAACAACCUCAGACAAUUGACAACAACCAUGUCCUCUCUUGUGAAUCUGAGGGAGCUUGAUGUAAGUUUUAAUGAGCUUGAAUCCGUGCCAGAGAGCUUAUGUUUCGCCACUAGACUCGUCAAGAUGAACAUCGGAAACAACUUUGCUGAUCUGCAAUCACUACCGAGGUCGAUCGGGAAUCUAGAAAUGCUUGAAGAACUGGAUAUUAGCAAUAACCAGAUUCGGUUUCUUCCCGGUUCGUUCAGAAUGCUAACUCAGCUUUGCGUGCUACGAGCAGAAGAGAAUCCUUUUGAAGUACCCCCGAGACAGAUAUUCGAAAAGGGCGCUCAGGCUGUUGUUCAAUACAUGAUUGAUCUACAUGAGAAUAGAGAAGUCAGAUCACAGCCAGUUAGACAGAAAAAGAAGUGGUGCCAUAUGUUCCUCGUACGUGGUUCAAACCAAAGGCAGAGCAACCCAAUAAGCAACUUGAGGGCUUAAUCACUUACACCAUUGUAGAGAAGAACAAGCCAUCUUUUUUCUAAGUAACCUCGCCUCGAAACUUGAAAGUCUGUCCAUACUUGAGCAAGUUAAGACAUAUCUUCUCGAUUAAGAGGUUAGAGAUUCAAAAAUCCUUCUCCGAACGUGUUUUUGAGGAAAUCCUCCAAGUAAGUUUGCUUCGAAACUUAAAAGUCUGUCCAUAGUUGUCCAUAGUUGAGCUAGUUAAGACAUAUAGUCUCGACUAAGAGGUUAGAGAUUCAAAAACCCUUCUCCCGACGUGUUUUUGAGGAAAUCCUCCAAGUAAGUUUGCUUCGAAACUUAAAAGUCUGUCCAUAGUUGAGCUAGUUAAGACAUAUAGUCUCGACUAAGAGGUUAGAGAUUCAAAAACCCUUCUCCCGACGUGUUUUUGAGGAAAUCCUCCAAGUAAGUUUGCUUCGAAACUUAAAAGUCUGUCCAUAGUUGAGCUAGUUAAGACAUAUAGUCUCGACUAAGAGGUUAGAGAUUCAAAAACCCUUCUCCCGACGUGUUUUUGAGGAAAUCCUCCAAGUAAGUUUGCUUCGAAACUUAAAAGUCUGUCCAUAGUUGAGCUAGUUAAGACAUAUAGUCUCGACUAAGAGGUUAGAGAUUCAAAAACCCUUCUCCCGACGUGUUUUUGAGGAAAUCCUCCAAGUAAGUUUACUUCGAAACUAGAAAGUCUGUCCAUAGUUGAGCUAGUUAAGACAUAUAGUUUCGACUAAGAGGUUAGAGAUCUAAUUUUGAGAAGCGUUUUUGAAGAAAUCCCAUUGAUUUGAAAAGAAAAAUAAAAACUUUGAUUCAUCACAGUUGAUGAAGACAUGGGAUAUGGGCAGGAAGCUGAAAUAGAGUUGUUAAUAGUGGUGUUACAGGGCUGUGAGGAAUCAGAGGCGAAACUGGGCUUCAUGUAAUGAGUCAACUGCAACGAACUCUGCAUCACACCGUAGAGGAUUCCUCCCCUCUCUGUCUUUGUAAUUUUAUCUUUUCUUUUUUUCUUUUUUUCUUUAGUGAAUUUUGUAUUUUAGGAAUAUAAUUGUCUAAGUUUAUAAUUUCAAGUAGGGCAGAAUGAACGAAUAUUUAUUUGAUUUAUCAAAAUAGUAAUUAAAUAAUAUAAUUUUCGGUUGAAAUUA
Cucurbita pepo subsp. pepo (vegetable marrow) is the source of this 3161-nucleotide messenger RNA. The record is from RefSeq and is a predicted model, not a curated record. NCBI's taxonomy places the organism in Eukaryota, Viridiplantae, Streptophyta, Magnoliopsida, Cucurbitales, Cucurbitaceae.